Microthlaspi erraticum is the source of this 1440-nucleotide messenger RNA. NCBI's taxonomy places the organism in Eukaryota, Viridiplantae, Streptophyta, Magnoliopsida, Brassicales, Brassicaceae. The record is from the annotation of a GenBank genome assembly.
AUGGAUUCGGAGCAAUUGAGAGAGUACGGACAUCGAAUGGUGGAUUUCAUUGCUGAUUACUACAAAACCAUCGAAACUUUCCCUGUUCUUAGCCAAGUUCAGCCUGGUUAUCUUCAUAACCUUUUGCCUGAUUCCGCACCAGACCACCCUGAAACUCUGGAACAAGUUCUUGAUGAUGUUAAGACAAAGAUAUUUCCUGGAGUAACACAUUGGCAAAGCCCGAGUUUCUUUGCUUAUUACCCGUCAAACAGCAGUGUUGCUGGUUUCUUGGGUGAGAUGUUGAGUGCCGGUCUUGGAAUUGUUGGCUUCAGUUGGAUAUCUUCUCCAGCUGCCACAGAGCUCGAAAUGAUUGUGCUUGAUUGGUUUGCCAAAUUACUCAACCUACCUGACCAGUUUCUAUCCAAAGGAAAUGGAGGUGGAGUUAUCCAAGGAACAGCUAGUGAAGCUAUUCUUGUUGUUCUUAUCGCUGCUCGUGACAAUGUUUUAAGAAGCGUUGGCAAAAAAGCGCUUGAGAAGCUCGUUGUCUAUUUCUCUGACCAGACACAUUCAGCUUUGCAGAAAGCUUGCCAGAUUACUGGAAUCCAUCCAGAAAAUUGCAGGGUGCUGAAAACAGAUUCUUCUACAAAUUACGCUCUUCUUCCAGAAUUGCUUGAAGAAGCUGUUUCUAAGGAUCUUGAAGCUGGAUUGAUUCCUUUCUUCGUAUGUGCUAAUGUCGGAACCACUUCUUCAGCAGCAGUUGAUCCAUUAGCUGCACUAGGAAAGAUCGCCAAGAGCAAUGAGAUGUGGUUUCACGUGGAUGCAGCGUACGCUGGAAGUGCUUGCAUAUGUCCAGAGUAUCGACAAUACAUUGAUGGUGUUGAAACUGCAGACUCUUUUAACUUGAAUGCUCACAAAUGGUUCCUCACUAAUUUUGAUUGUUCCCUACUUUGGGUCAAGGAUCAAGAUUCUCUCACUCAAGCUCUUUCAACAAAUCCAGAGUUUCUCAGAAACAAAGCCUCUCAGGCAAACCUGGUUGUUGAUUACAAAGAUUGGCAAGUCCCUCUCGGACGAAGAUUCAGAUCAUUGAAACUAUGGAUGGUUUUAAGGCUAUAUGGAGCUGAGACCUUGAAGAGCUAUAUAAGAAACCAUAUCAAACUUGCUAAAGAUUUCGAACAACUUGUCUCUCAAGAUCCUAACUUUGAGGUGAUCACUCCUCGGAUCUUUUCUCUCGUCUGUUUCCGUAUCGUUCCUACGGAUAACGAUGAAAACAAGUGUAAUAACCGAAACCGCGAGCUCCUAGAGGCAGUGAAUUCCUCAGGGAAACUCUUCAUUUCUCACACUGCUUUGUCGGGAAAAAUCAUACUACGUUGCGCCAUAGGAGCGCCAUUGACAGAGGAGAAGCACGUGAAGGAGGCAUGGAAGGUUAUUCAGGAAGCAGCUUCUUACUUGAUUCACAAGUAA